This is a messenger RNA of Dentiscutata erythropus, 191 nucleotides long. The record is from the annotation of a GenBank genome assembly. Lineage: Eukaryota; Fungi; Glomeromycota; Glomeromycetes; Diversisporales; Gigasporaceae.
AUGACUUCUCAUGAAAAAAAACAGAGCCAAUUUCGUUUUGAAACACUUCAACUUCAUGCUGGCCAAACCCCAGAUUCAGCAACUCUGGCCAGAGCAGUCCCAAUUUACGCUACCGCCUCUUUUGUGUUCAAGAAUACAGUCCACGCUGAAAAUGUUUUUAGCAUGGCAGAAGAGGCGUAUGCUUAUAGCAG